UUUAGUGCCUAAACUACGUCUUUUUUUUGGGUCCAUUAACACUACAACAUUCCACUUUCCCCAUUUCAAUUUCAUUUUGCCCUAGCUACUUCAUCCGUCUCUCCUCUCUGCGCGACCUUAUCGCUCCGCUCUAUCUCGAUCGCUCACCUGCAAGACUCCCCUCUCUGAAAAAUAUUUUGCCUUUUGAUUUCAUCACCAUUUCUCUCUGAAGUUCCAACCCUUAUUACGUUUCUUUGCCGCCACUGCGCUUAUAUGUGCAUUGAGCUGAAGCCCUUGAUUGAUGUUUGCUAACCCGUCUCUCUUUCGGCAUUAUCUCAUCUGAGAUUACAAAGUUGAAGCCCUAGGCUUCUCUUCAGGCUGUCUCUCCUCUGUCUCAAUCUCUCAGCAAUUUCUGACCAGGAUAAAAGAGCCCAUGAUUGCCACUAUGAUCAUCAUCAGAGGGCUGAAAGCAGUCACAAAGACAGGCCCUCUUUUCUGCAUGACCAAACCUUGUACAUAGUAUGCAAUGCUUGAUGACACUAUACCCUGUAGGUCAUUAAAAAGUUACUUUUUAUAUAGUUUACUAUUUCAUACAUACAUACAUAUAUAUAUAUAUAUAGAGGGAAUGCUUACAGCAUAGGUAGCAGCUAGAAGGUUCAUGUCCCAGCCAAUGGUCCAAACAGAUAGAUUGUGUUCCAUGACAGUGUGACCACUAUAAUUCAGCCUUUGUCUCGGUUUCCUUCGCAUUAGCAAUCAAGAAGGGGAUAACUCGCAUUUGAUUAGCUAAUAUUCUUUGAAGGAAGGAUAAAUAAUAAGUUGACAAUGAAACGAACGGUUAGUGAAGUGGAAAAAGUGAGUGAAUAAAAUACCGAAGCUUCAACUUCAGAAUCAUCCCAACCACCGCCGAAGAAGAGACGGGGCCCCCCGACACGAUGCAAGAAUGUCGUAAACGCGACAACCUUAUUACCAUUAAGGGUUAAUAAGUUUGGACAACCGAUCGACCCUGGAAGUGGUACAUAUACUAAUUAUUUGGGAAUACUUGCCCGGAAUGCUAAUUUAGCUCCUUUGUGCUACAAAACUUGGUGGGAGAUGCCUAAAUGGCUGAAGGAGGAUAUGUGAAACGUUGUAAAGGGAAAGUAUAAUGUGGGAAUCAUGUCAAAACAUUGGACAAUAUCCCCCAUCAGAAAAAAAUGGCGGGGGUACAAGUGUGAAUUAAAAAGUGAAUAUUACUCAGUUAUGGAUACAGAUGCAGAAAGAUUUGCAAACCCACCACCUGAUGUUGAAAAGGAGCAUUGGGAAUUUUUGGUUAGGCAUUGGGGUAUGCCUAUGGCGAAGGAGGUCAAUAAAAAAAACAAAGAACGUCGUGGGAAGCAAACAAUGAUACAUACUACAGAGACAAAAUGCUUUGCACGUGUUUCUGCCGAGAUUGAGGAAGACGAAGGUAUUCAGCUUUCUCGUGCAGAUUUAUUCAUUCGCACGCAUAUAAAUAAGGAUGGCAAAGCUACUGAUGCUGCUUCUUUGGAGAUGAUUGAAAACAUAACAGAACUUCAAAAAAGUUACUCUGACUCGCCUAUAUGUAGUUCCAAUGAUUUGUUCUCCAUUGUGAGGGGAGAAGAGAGAACUGGUCGUGUGCGGAUGCUUGGCUUCAAGCCUACACCAAGAGAUGUUUGGGGGCCCUCUUUUAGUAAAGCUGAACUGAUUAAUAAUGUCAAAAAAUCUCAGGAGGAGGCACGUGUAGAGUUGCAGGAGGCGAUUUCAAAAAUGCAAGCCGACUAUGACAACAAGUUGGAAAAUUUACGAGCCAACUACGACGACAAGUUGGAAAAUUUACAACAACUGGUGACUAUGUUAAUGCAGAUGCAACAACAAAAUUAAAGUGGCCAGGGUUCUAAUUCUUUAAAUGCUCCUCCUAGAGUAUCCCCAAAUUCAUUUUCUAGUCGUGAUGCCAAUUCAAUUAAGGUUAUGAACUUUUAAUUUCUCUUAUAUAUAUGUUAAAUUUUCAUUUAUUAUAAUGUGCGCUUAAUGAAUUUAUAAAAAAUGUAGGGUAAUUCAAAUCAAAUGGGCAAGAAGACUUGUUGAAGUUGAAGUUGAAGCGGAAGAUGGGGUCGUGACUGUGCUUUCUGAAUUUCCUUCCCCUUGGAUGGGUCCUUUUUGAAAAACUUGUACUACAUUUGUCAAAAAUUCUUAAUUCUUUUUGUGUGACAUUUAGUAGCUUUAUCUAGACAAUUUGGAUGGUAUUUUCAUAUUGGCAGGUUAACUUGUGGUUGUAUUAGUAUACAUUUUGGCUUUUUGGUUGACAUUUACCAGUUGUAUCAAUUAGUAGCCAAUUUCGAUGGUAUUUUUCAUAUUGGCA
This is a messenger RNA of Cornus florida, 2332 nucleotides long. RefSeq lists its product as uncharacterized. Bases 1132 to 1854 code for a protein of 240 amino acids. The transcript has 10 exons. Lineage: Eukaryota; Viridiplantae; Streptophyta; Magnoliopsida; Cornales; Cornaceae. The record is from RefSeq and is a predicted model, not a curated record.